AUGAUCCGGCACUACGUCUCCAUCCUGCUGCAGAGCGACAAGCGCCUCACUCAGGAGCAGGUGUCGGACAGCCAGGUCUUGAUCCGGAGCAGAGUCCUGAGGGAGAACGGCAAGUACAUCCCCAAGCAGUCUUUCCUGACCCGGAAAUACUAUUUUAAUAACCCAGAAGAUGGAUUUUUUAAGAAAACAAAAAGGAAGGUAGUGCCUCCUUCACCAAUGACAGAUCCCACCAUGUUGACAGACAUGAUGAAAGGGAACGUAACUAACGUGCUGCCUAUGAUCCUUAUCGGUGGUUGGAUCAAUAUGACGUUCUCAGGCUUCGUCACAACAAAGGUCCCGUUUCCCCUGACACUGCGUUUCAAACCAAUGCUGCAGCAGGGAAUUGAACUGCUCACUUUGGAUGCAUCCUGGGUGAGCUCUGCUUCCUGGUACUUCCUGAAUGUGUUUGGACUCAGAAGCAUUUAUACUCUCAUUCUGGGUCAAGAUAAUGCUGCAGAUCAGUCCAGAGUGAUGCAAGAACAAAUGACAGGGGCAGCAAUGGCCAUGCCAGCAGACACUAACAAAGCAUUCAAGACGGAAUGGGAAGCUUUAGAAUUGACUGAUCAUCAGUGGGCCUUAGAGGAUGUAGAAGAAGAGCUUAUGGCAAAAGACCUCCAUUUUGAAGGCAUGUUUAAGGAAGAACUACAGACCUCCAUCUUCUGA
Coturnix japonica (Japanese quail) is the source of this 702-nucleotide messenger RNA. RefSeq names its product ER membrane protein complex subunit 3 (gene EMC3). Gene Ontology annotation, cellular component: membrane; EMC complex. Gene Ontology annotation, biological process: protein folding in endoplasmic reticulum. NCBI's taxonomy places the organism in Eukaryota, Metazoa, Chordata, Aves, Galliformes, Phasianidae. The record is from RefSeq and is a predicted model, not a curated record.